AAAGAUGAACACGUGUAAGGCCCUGGUUCAGCUCAUUUCCUUCUCUUCCCAUCUGUCAGUUCCAUGAUGAUUAUUUAUUCAACACUCACACAGUGAUUGGUUGCAGGCACAGUAGAUUCUUGGGGCAUGAAAGAAAGCUCAGUGAAGGGGUUGGGGAUUUAGCUCAGUGGUAGAGCGCUUGCCUAGCAAGUGCAAGGUCCUGGGUUCCGUCCCCAGCUCCGAAAAAAAGAAAAAGAAAAAAAAAAAGGGAAGCUCAGUGAAAGGCACUCGCCACAAAGUUUGAUGACCCAAGUUCAAUCUCUGGGACCUACUCCUCCAAGUUCUCUUCUGAUCUUCACACAGAUUCCGUGGCAAGCAUGUGCUCACACACACACACUCGAAUUUCUUCUGAUGUAAGGGCAUUACUUUAACCAGCACUCUUCUAUGUACCAGAGUUUGUCCUUGAUUUCUGCUGAAAGGCCAACUUCCUUCUCGUCCUCUGUGACCAUGGGAAAGGCACCUCAUCGUCAUGGACCCUGAUCUCUGAAAUGAGACAUUAACUGUGAGAUGUUUAGGUUUUCUGUUACUUAUAUCAUCUCAUCGUUUAAAGUGGGUCUUUGUCACCUAGAUUCCAAGUCCACUGUGAUAGGUGCUAGAGCAUUUAAAGCUUGGAUGAGCAUGUCCCGUCAUUGAGCACUGUACAGCCUGUCAUAAUAAGGGUGUGGCAGGGAAGGGGGGAUGCCCCGAUGCAUCGUAAUGCUUGAGAAAGAGACUCGUGAACUGUUCUGAGGCUGGCAUUUCUAGGAUGGAUAGAAAUGAAUGAACAGGCAGAAGCAUAAAAGGAAGUCCACUGUAGUAGACUAUGCCAUGUCUCCAGAAUUCUAAAAACAUGAACAUGUGAGUUUUCAUGCCUGCAGUCUGCUUCCACAACUGGAGAGUCAAACACAAUUCUGUGGAGAAUCUUCAAGAGAAAGGCCUUCAAGAGUCUGUCGAGAUGACUCAGAAACUAAGAGCACCCCUGGCUCCUGUAAGUUCAGUUCCUGGCACCCACACAGUGCUUCAGCAUCCGUCCCUCCAGUUCGAGGAGCUCCAGUGACCUCUUCCACCUCCAGCAGUACCAGGCAGGCAUGCUCGGCACAGACACACUUAACACGUGAAAUAAAAGUUCUUAGCACAGGAGAAAGAGAAAAGACUUCAGGCCUUCCCAUAGGGGGCUUCUUGGGGGCUAGUUUGGGAAGAAAUGGCCAGUCAGUAACUGGAAGUUGAGUUUGUAUUGUGAAUCUUCAAGAAGUACACAAGGAUAAUUGAAAUAGAUUGCUGUCAAAAAUGGGAAGAAGUGUCUUGCCAUAUAUCCAAAAACCACAAAUUGUGGUGACUCUUUAAAGUUAUCUCACAAAUAUUGAAAGUGGAAAAAAAUAUUUAUCUUUGAAAUCCCGAGCCAAAUGUCCAGACAGGACUCCUCUGAGAGCUUGUGUAAGGAGCCUCGGUGGGGAAAAGGUCUCUGUAACUGAAGAAGGAGGGAGAGAAAAAGAAUAAGGAGUAUUGUCAUCCCAUACACCACUGUGCUGAGAACCGUCGUCAGGCUUGCUCCUGAUGGAACAGAACUGGCGCCUCCAUCAUUCUCUGCUGAGACAACUUGCCAAAAUGUCCGUUCAAAGACUCUUUAGUUUCCUCUGACUGUAACAAUAAAGACGUUUUUAAAUGGAGGUCGCCAUUAGUCACUUGGAGUCUUCAGAGAGACCACACAGAGGAAUCCUGUGACUGGUGAUUCCGAGGGGAUGCUUAUCAUCAACCCAGAUGGUCAUCUCUUCAAGAUAAUCCCCACGUCAGAACAACUAUACCCUCGUGAUCGGUGUGGUGAGGACUUCAUUCAGAACUCAGAACUAAUGUGUCAUCAGAGAGACCACCUAAAAGAAAAAGCCUGCAGGCGAGAGCAUCGUGGGAGGGGCUUCAGCUGCUCUGAGCUUUGUGGGCGGGGCUUCACAAAGUCUGUUUCCGCAUCAAGCAGUCCACAUGGAUGAGAAACCGUACAAAUGUGACAAGUGCGGGAAGGGCUUCACCAGGAGCUCAAGUCUGCUUGUCCAUCAUUCAGUCCAUACAGGUGAGAAACCUUUCAAGUGUGACAGGUGUGGGAAGGGCUUCAGUCAGAGCUCAAAGCUGCACAUCCACCAGAGAGUCCACACUGGAGAGAAGCCGUAUGAGUGUGAGGAGUGUGGUAUGAGCUUCAGUCAGCGAUCAAACCUGCACAUCCACCAACGUGUCCACACAGGAGAGAGGCCCUACAAGUGCGGGGAGUGUGGAAAAGGCUUCAGCCAGAGCUCGAACCUACACAUCCACCGGUGCACCCACACAGGAGAGAAGCCGUACCAGUGCUACGAAUGCGGGAAAGGCUUCAGCCAGAGCUCAGACCUUCGAAUCCACCUCAGAGUGCACACUGGGGAAAAGCCCUACCACUGUGGCAAGUGCGGGAAGGGCUUCAGCCAGAGCUCCAAACUCCUCAUCCAUCAGAGAGUCCACACGGGAGAGAAGCCGUAUGAAUGCAGCAGGUGUGGGAAGGGCUUCAGCCAGAGCUCAAACCUCCACAUCCACCAGCGGGUUCACAGGAAGGACCUUCACUAAGUAACAUGAGCCCCCCUCGGGAGUUCAGAAUACUUUUAUUGUAAGAAAAAUAUUUUUCAUGGCUGAGUGUGCAUAUCAGAGGUAGAGUGCUUGCCUAACAUGUAUAAAGCCCUGAGUUUGAGCUCUAGUACCCCACCACAGUUUCCACCUUAAUACUUUGUGCAUGUAGGAAUGUGUGUUCAUGCAGAGAGGGGUACAUACAUGCAUUGUGCUGGUGUGUGCAUGCACGUGUGCACGUGUGUGGAGGUCAGGUGCGCAGAUGCUUACCACGGGUUUUUUUGUUUUGUUUUGUUUUGUUUUUUUUUGAGACUGGAGAUCUGUCUGUUAGUCAUGGCAUGGAAUGUCACCAAGUAAGCCAGGCCAGAGUCCCAGGAUCUAUCUGUCUCCACUUCCCACCUCACCAUGGCUAGGAUUACAGGUGUGUGCCACCUCACUCUCUUACAUGGAUUCUGUCUCAAGCUUUCUAGACAAGAACUUUGCUGACUGAGGCAUCUCCGAGGGCCCCAGUUUAAUACAUUCAACUCUUACCUUUGCAUUCCUCAAAGGAAAGAAGUAGUAAGGGUUGUUCACAUAUAGCCCCUCACGGAAGACACCAAUCCUUCAUUUACAGCACCCGAGUACCAGCUCUUCUUAUGUUAUACAAGGAAUGGACUGUCCUGGCUCCUCCCUGGGUAGAGUAUAUAUUGCAAUUCUGCUAGUGUUAUUCGAAGUAUAUUCCUCAAUUUUACCUGCAAGAACUUUGUGUUUUUCCAAGCACAGCAUGGUUCCCUUCUCUGAGAAACUGGAAUUCAUGUUUCCUCUGAAAUGAUGUGCCUUGUUUUUCAUAUUCCUUUUAAGUCCUAAAUAGCCCUCUUUAACCUAUGAUCACACAAUGUGUCCAUUCGAGGGCGGGGUGGGGGAGCUGGGGGUAUAACGGCCAUGGCGAUCUGUUGUGUUUAAUACAAAAAUGUACGCUCACGCUAUAGGACGUGCUUCCCCACAUGCUACUGUGAUGGGAAGUCCACUCAGUCCCUCCUCCCUGGCAGCUUUCAGGAAUGCGAACGAUCAGUUUUUACCGAGUGAAGUUAGUUUGUCGGGACUACUUCCAUAGGACAAACAAGGGAGAAAUCCCAAAGCAACAUAGCCAAAGUAGUCAGGGGAGUAAGCCUAGCAUCGGGUGCUACGGAGAAUGGGUGACUCAGCACAGGAGCUGAGGCAGAGCUGGAGGAACAGUCCACAGGGAACAGAGGGCAGCCAAUCAGAGGCUUCAGAAACCAUAGCCAGACUUGAUAAAUUAAAAUCGACUAGUGGAGCUGGGAGGUGCCCCACUCCCAGCUUUAAUACCAGCACUUGGGAGGCAGAGGCAAGAGGAUCUCUGGGUUCAAGGCCAGCCUGGUCUACAGAGCGAGUUCUGGGAUGAGGCUACACAGAGAAACCCAGGGAGGGUGUGUGUGUGUGUGUGUGUGUGUGUGUGUGUGUGUGUGUGUGUAUUAUUAACUAAUGGAGAAACUACUAAAGAAUGUGCCUUUGUUAAACAGGUCUAAUCUAUUUUCAGGACAGUCCCCAAAAUAGUAGUAAAUGUUUGCUUAUAGAAACUACAGCAGUUACGAGAACAAGAGGAAGAUAAUCGUCAAAUGAGAUCUCAGCAAGAACUCGCAGGCUAGGAAGAUGGGUGGGUGGGCAUUCUAUUAGUGCAGAGGCUUAACAGUAAGGGGUUAAGGAAAAGACAGCUCUGUUUUGGUUUUAGGUUAAAACGUGCUUAAUAAAAUGAAAGAUGGGAAUGAAGCAUGCUGGGAAAGCCAUGACAGUAAAGCCCAAGGCUAUGUGGAACAUUCCCUUUGUCCCAUGUAUACAUGGACUAUUCUCCACAGCUGAUAUGUAGAGCCAGCCAGAACUUACCCUCCAGUAAAAGUUCUGAGGCAUAAAUGGAGAUUCUUCUGGCCUUGGGAAUCCAACAAUAGAGCAGCUCUCUAGCUCCGAUAUACAUAAAGCUUCACUGUUAAUAAGUACAGGCUCAUUUCCAGUUAGAGAUAUUUUCAUAUUCUGAAGUAACUGGCUAGCACAAACGGGAGUGGGGGGUUGGGGGGUAUGGCUUACAUAACACUGUCCACUAACUGGAUUCAUUGAUAUUUGUACAACAGUCCACUCAGCAACAUCAUACUAUGUAUUUUCAAGUGCGUGUAUUAUAAAUUAGAAAACAAAUCUCUUUUAAAAAAUUUGAAUGGAGGGGGCAGUGACUCAGUCAUGCCUGAAAACCUGGGUUUGCUUCCUAGAACUUCCAGGGUAGAAAGAGAGAACCAACUCCCAAAAGUUAUCCUCUGACAUGCCAUACACUAUGUGGCACACAUGUGUGUGCACGAAUAUACAUGCACCAAAUAAAAGUGGAAAUUAAUUUUUUUUAAUUUAAAAACCAUCUAAGAUACAUUCUCUUUGAAACAGAAGAACCUUCAGAUAUUUAGAAAUUAAACAGCACCUGACUCCUAAGUGAGCAACAGACUAAAUGAAAGAAACAGAAUUUGUAAAUAUUUUGAAUUGAAUAACUGUAUUAGAAUUAGAGACUCCUGUUAAGACAAUGCUUAGAGGAAAUGGUGUGGUGUUUAAUGUGUACCUUAGAGCAGGAGAAAUUUCAAAAUGAUCCAAACUCCCAAAGAAACUAGAAAAGGACAGGAGUAGUAAAGAGUAAGGUAGAAGGAUCAUGAACUCAAGGCUAGCCUGGGCUACAUAGCCCAUAGCACACUUAACACAAAGCAAGGAGAAAGAGCUGAUAAAGGCAGGAGCUUAAAAUUUAUGAACUAGUAGAUGGACAAACACAAAAUACAGAACUACAGCCUGGCUCGUGGAAAAAUGAUAGCAGUCGAUGGUGGCAGGAACGGAAGAGCAGCACCCAGAUCCUGCAGACAUUAAGGGGAAUACAGGAAUGGCAGCACCAAGUUCACAGCUCAGACGAGAAUUCCUGUUAAAGGCACACACUAACAAAUCAGUCGAGAUACCUUAAAUAGCUAUCUCCUAUUUUAAACGACACUGAUUGGUGCUAGAGAGAUGGCUCAGCACUUAGGACUACUUGUUGCUCUUGCAGAGGACCAAAGUUCAUUUCCCAGCACCCACAGAGUAACUGAAAACUAGAUACAUCUGACACCAGUGACAGAGAAUCCAAUGCCCUUUUCUCGUUUCCGUGGACACUAAGAAUGCAUGUGGUACAUAUGCAUAUAUGCAAAGCAAAACACGUAAAACAAAUAAAUAUAACAAAUCUUA
Molecule: messenger RNA, 5829 nt
Organism: Rattus norvegicus (Norway rat)
Lineage: Eukaryota; Metazoa; Chordata; Mammalia; Rodentia; Muridae
Source: RefSeq, a predicted model, not a curated record